UACUCCUUGUGCAUACAGCAACAUUUGCAACAUAAUUAACUUUGUAAACUGUUGCUUCUUUUUUUUUUUCGCCUUUUCCUUCCACACUAUUCUGGUACUGCUAUGGCAGCCAAAAGUAGUUCGAGUUUCCGUCUGUCUGCAACACCAGUCACUGUUUUUGCUCAUUUGCUUGUCAUUGCAGUGACUACACUUGUACUUGUUUGGCUGCUACACUUCCGCGAAGGCCUUGCAUUUGAAUCCAGGAUUAAGGACAAGAUUUUUAAUCUGCAUCCACUUUUUAUGGCUAUCGGAUUCGUUUUGGUAGCCGGAGAAGCAAUCAUGUCUUACAAGACGGUCACUGCAGCAAGAGAGACGCAGAAAAUAGUUCACUUGAUCUUGCAUACCAUCGCGCUAGUAUCAGGAAUCAUUGGAAUUUACGCAGUUUUCAAGUUUCAUAACGAGCUUUCGAUCCCAAACAUGUAUACUCUACAUUCCUGGAUUGGCAUGUCAACCUUCUGCUUAUUCGGCUUGCAGUUCCUGUUCGCCUUUUUCUCGUUCGUGUUCCCGGGUGCAGAUUCAGGAGCAAGGUCAAGAAUGGCGCCAUAUCACGUGUUCUUUGGCAUAGUCAUUUUCUUGAUGGCGAUAAUAUCUGCAGAAACUGGCCUGACGGAGAGAUUCAUCUUCUUAGGCCUACGUCGCAGCCAAGAAGCGUUGAUAAUGAACUUUACUGGAUUGCUGAUUCUAUUAUUUGGAAUUGCAGUAGGCUUUUCUGUUAUUCUUCCAAGACGUUAAUAGUAUUAUCAAAAGAAUUUUUAGGCCGGUCCUUUAUACGUUCUCCUUGUAUUAGCAACUUUACUAUGAUACCUUCGAUGUUUUAUUUCCGUGUGUUAUUUUUUGUCCUUAAUUCUUCAUAAUCAUACCUGAUGUAACAAGAGGGGAUAAAUAACAGCGUCUCUGGUGUUAUACCGAUUCA
Daucus carota subsp. sativus is the source of this 952-nucleotide messenger RNA. RefSeq names its product probable ascorbate-specific transmembrane electron transporter 1. Lineage: Eukaryota; Viridiplantae; Streptophyta; Magnoliopsida; Apiales; Apiaceae. Bases 103 to 771 code for a protein of 222 amino acids. The transcript has 4 exons. Gene Ontology annotation, molecular function: oxidoreductase activity. The record is from RefSeq and is a predicted model, not a curated record.